AUUCAUCAACGAUGUCAGACAACUGUAACGUCAAGAGUUGGAAAUGAAGAAGAAACCACUACUGAACAUUAUACAUUAGAUCGUGAAUGCGAUUUCAAAUCUCCCCGUCGAUUAUUCUCACAAAGUUCACGUGCGGACGAAGACUUUAUAGAAGCAUUAAAAACCACCGAUGAAUCAAAUUCCCUAGAAUCUACUGUCGAGAUUCGCCCAAAUGUUGAAUUCGUAUGGGCAUCAACAAAAACAAAACUUUUAUCGAUAAAGUUUGGCGGGCUCACGGAUUUAACUCAGUACAAAUCAGCACUACAAAAAAAGACAUGUAUUUGA
Molecule: messenger RNA, 324 nt
Organism: Ambispora leptoticha
Lineage: Eukaryota; Fungi; Glomeromycota; Glomeromycetes; Archaeosporales; Ambisporaceae
Source: the annotation of a GenBank genome assembly